This is a messenger RNA of Marmota monax (woodchuck), 3565 nucleotides long. RefSeq names its product platelet derived growth factor D (gene Pdgfd). NCBI's taxonomy places the organism in Eukaryota, Metazoa, Chordata, Mammalia, Rodentia, Sciuridae. Bases 349 to 1461 code for a protein of 370 amino acids. The transcript has 7 exons. Gene Ontology annotation, biological process: positive regulation of protein autophosphorylation; positive regulation of cell migration; positive regulation of ERK1 and ERK2 cascade. The record is from RefSeq and is a predicted model, not a curated record. Gene Ontology annotation, molecular function: growth factor activity; platelet-derived growth factor receptor binding. Gene Ontology annotation, cellular component: membrane.
GCGCAGCUCAGGGGGCGCUGCCACCCGGGCCGGGCCGGACACGGCGCCGCCUGCCCCCUGCAGCUUGUGCUGCUGCUGCCGGCCACAGGAGGGGGCGAACAAACGUCAACCUGUUGUUUGUCCAGUCACCCUUUAUCAACUCUCAGCACCACAAGGAAGUGCGGCACCCACACGCGCUCAGAAAGUUCAGCCUGCAGGAAGUUUAGGGAGAGCUCGGCGAUUAGCUCAGCGGGCCGGGCCAGCGCUGGGGAGCGCAGGCGGCGAGAGCGCAGGGAGGCGCGGCGUCCGUCCCGAGCAGAACCCGGUUUUUGUCUUGGAGCGAAGCUGUCCCGAAGUCGCUAAUCCCAAAUGCACCGGCUCAUCUUCCUCUACACCCUGGCCUGCGCAAACUUCUGCAGCUAUCGGGACACUUAUGCAACUCCGCAAAGCGCAUCCAUCAAAGCUUUGCGCAACGCCAACCUGAGGCGAGAUGAGAGCAAUCACCUCACAGACUUGUACCGAAAAGAAGAAACCAUCCAAGUGACAGGAAACGGUCAUGUACAGAGUCCACGCUUCCCGAAUAGCUACCCCAGGAACCUGCUUCUGACAUGGCGGCUCCAUUCUCAAGACAAAACCAGGAUACAGCUGGCAUUUGACAAUCAAUUUGGAUUAGAGGAAGCAGAAAAUGAUAUCUGUAGGUACGAUUUUGUGGAAGUCGAAGAUGUAUCUGAAACCAGUACCGUUAUUAGAGGCCGAUGGUGUGGACACAAGGAAGUUCCUCCAAGGAUAACAUCAAGAACAAACCAAAUUAAAAUAACAUUCAAGUCUGAUGACUACUUUGUGGCAAAACCUGGAUUCAGGAUUUAUUAUUCUUUUGUGAAAGAUUUCCAACCUGCAGAAGCCUCAGACACCAACUGGGAAUCGGUCACAAGUUCGAACUCAGGGGUAUCCUAUCGCUCUUCAUCAGUAACGGACUCUGCUCUCACUGUGGAGGCUUUGGACAAAAAAGUUGCAGAAUUUGAUACUGUGGAAGAUCUGCUCAAGCACUUUAAUCCAGAGUCAUGGCAAGACGAUCUUGAGAAUUUGUAUUUGGACACUCCUCAUUAUCGAGGCAGGUCAUACCAUGAACGGAAAUCAAAAGUUGACCUGGACAGGCUCAACGAUGAUGUCAAGCGUUACAGUUGCACUCCCAGGAAUUACUCCGUCAAUUUAAGACAGGAGCUGCAAUUGACCAACGCAGUCUUCUUUCCACGUUGCCUCCUCGUGCAGCGCUGUGGAGGAAAUUGUGGCUGUGGAACUGCCAACUCGAAGUCCUGCAGGUGCAAUUCAGGGAAAACUGUGAAAAAGUAUCACGAGGUACUGAAGUUUGAACCUGGCAAUAUCAAGAGGAGGGGCCUGGCUAAGAACAUGGCUCUUGUUGACAUCCAGUUGGAUCACCAUGAACGGUGUGAUUGUACCUGCAGCUCAAGACCACCUCGAUAAAAGAAUGUGCAUAAACUUACAUUGAGCAUGAAAGAACCUUUAGUUUAAGAAGGAUAUGGUAAGGGACCCUUUCCCCACCCCCAGCAACCGAAUUUGCUACUAGCCUGAAAUAUAAUGAUACAGUGAUUGCUGAGACGACCUAGCUUUGUUAGUUCUGUGGCAAGUAGAAAGGUGCAUCAUCAAUUUCUAUAUCCAAGAAUGUAAGACUGCAUUUUAUAGUAGUAUGUGAAGGAUAUAUAUGUAUACACACAAAUAUAUACAUAUGUCCAGGAUAUGUGUAAAUAGAUACAUGGUUUAUUCAGUAGGUAUAACCAGGUACACCAGAGCUUAUAUAUGGCUGAAUGAUUUAGACCCUUAAUAUUUUUCCAAAAUAAGGGUAAGGGAUAUGUCAAAUAUAUAACACACAUCUGUAGGAAAUUCAGAAGAUGAACUUUUUAUUUUAUUGAAUUUUGAAUCACAAACCAUUUUGGAUCUUGAGCCCUUAAAGAAAGCAUCUUGUAUAUUAAACACCAACAUAUAGGCUUUUCUUAGAUAUCUGCCUUAAUUAUAAAAAAGGAAAAAUAUGGUUUGUGGGAAAAAGACAAUUACCUAACCAUUUUUUCCAUGAGAUGCACUACACAUGCUUGGUAAUGUGGACUAUAGUUGACUUUCUCCAAAACCAUGCCAUAAUAAUAUGGAAAAUUUAGAAAUUAAGUCACUAAGUUCUCUUUUUAUGCAUUUUCUGAGACAUUCUAAUUCAUUUAAUAUCCAUCUCAAAAAAUAUUGUUCAGAGUGUUUAUUAUUAUGAUCCUUCAAGAGACAACUUAUAAUAAGUUUUAGCAGAAUUUUGAAUUUUUUUCUCUGCAAAAAUUCCUCCAAAAUAACAAAUCCUUUAAUAAAUGGCAUGGAGAUUAUGUAUGAACCUUUCAAAUGGUGUUCAUUAAAAAAUUUGGGCAGUUGAAAGUCAAAAACCUAAGCAUUGAAAUAUUGACAUAACUGGAAAUUAGAUGGAAUAUUUGAUAGGAUCCAUAUUUAAUAAUGGAUUCAAACUAUCCAAACUGUGCCAAUAAUUUUAUGUAUUUUGCUUUUGUGUUCCUGUCUCUUCAAUAUAUACACAUGGAUUUACAAUGGCAUUUUAUAUUUGGUGAGCCAUCAUGGAUUAUUUAUAACCUAAAAACUUUUGUAUAUUAAUAAAGCAAGCAAAUUUUAUUGAUGUAAAUCCCUAAUUAGAUCCUCACUUAACAUUCUGAAUUUCUAUUUCUGAACCAAGUGAAAUCAGAUCUGGAGUCUUCUGUUCUUUCCAAAUCUAGGGAGCCCCUUGUAAAUUAUGGGAGUAUAAAUUUUGCCCUACUACACCACUUAAAAACUGUUUUGCAUUUGUUAUUGAUAUUUGGAGUAAAAUUUUCUCUCUGACUCCUUUGUGUCUAUUUUAAAGAGACUGACUUCAGGAGUAGGAAAUGAUUCAUCAUUCUCAAAGCAAGACACUUAAGAGGGAACACUGAGAUCAACAUAGCUCAAGGGUUGCUCACAGAGGACCACAUUUUUCCUGCAGUCUUGAGAGUUAAAGGAGAGCUGAUUUCUUUUAUGAGUCCAGGGUCCUACUGACCACAAUCAGUUAGUGUGAGGGAGACGUGCCCCUACUGUUUAGGUCCUGGUGUCAGAUGAAUGGCCUACAUAUAUUGGGACUUUUAUGUACAGUGCUCUCAGACCCAAGUUGUCAGCUGUCCUCAAGUAGCUUAUUUCUUCUUGACUCUUUGAAAUAAGACCUACGCUUAUUGAUGAUGUACUUUCUAAAACUCCCCUAAAAGUGUUCGGUGUUUUUACUCAGGGAAUAAGUGGUGAAAUAAAGUACUCUGUUGUUCAGUUCUCCUAAAAUCCCAGAGCACAGUCAGAAAUAGCCCAGGCAGACAGUAAUAAUUAGGAGCCACUUCCCUUUCAGGACCACUUGCAUAUUUUCCUGGGAAAACAUCAGCUUCCUGUUCCAAAAUCAAAAUGUGUGUUAACAUCACUCACUUUAGCUUGUACAGCUCACAUUGUAGCUGUAAAUAUGAAAAAUCCUCCGUGUUCUAACCCAAUUUUCAAUAAACCUCCCAGGCUGCAAUAAACAGGAUGGUUUUCAGUUAAA